AUGGCAGACCGAGCCUGCCACCGCUGUAUAGCAAAAAAGAGACGCUGCGACCACCAACGCCCCGUGUGCGGAACAUGCAAGAAGCUCAACCUCGAGGGCGAGUGCUCCUAUCCUCCUCCUCAGCUUCGGCGCGGCCCUGUUGCCGGCAUGUCGCGCCGCGCCGAGCAUCGCGCGCAGCAGUGUGAGAACGCACUGUGGUUCCUCCUCAGCCUCCCGGGUGUUCAGGAGGCCAUUGACCGUGUCGACCCCGACGUCCUCGCCCGGCCGUUUGUUCCUGCGCCAACAGCCAACAUGGAGCGCGGGGAGCGCAACGAGUGGUGGGGCGAGCACACCAUGCGCCAACCCGCCGACGUCCUCAUGUUCCGCGACGCCUGUCGUCGCCUGCAAGGAGACCCAACAGCCCCUCCCAACGGCAAUGGGGCGGAAGCUCAUGAGGCCGAGCCGUCCCCGUCGUACGAGUACUAUGACCACCGCGACCCAUCUACUCAGAGCACAACGCACUCGCCCGCUCCAGACCCGCCGCAACCCGAGCGCCGCCGGGACGAGAUGCGCAAUGCCAUGGGUCCCAGCCUCUGGCAGCUUGUCACUGCUGCCAUUCCUGACGAAGACGAACCAGAGGCUCGCCGUGGGCCCGAGGCCGAGUGGGCGCGGCCGAUGUGGACAGCACCUCCACCCCGCGAUGACUAUCCCGACGGUCCGAAGCGCAAGCGCCGCGCGGACCUUUUCUGGUAA
Cutaneotrichosporon cavernicola is the source of this 732-nucleotide messenger RNA. RefSeq lists its product as uncharacterized. The coding region runs from base 1 to 732 and encodes 243 amino acids. The transcript has 4 exons. Gene Ontology annotation, biological process: regulation of DNA-templated transcription. Lineage: Eukaryota; Fungi; Basidiomycota; Tremellomycetes; Trichosporonales; Trichosporonaceae. The record is from RefSeq and is a predicted model, not a curated record. Gene Ontology annotation, molecular function: DNA-binding transcription factor activity, RNA polymerase II-specific; zinc ion binding.